Annulohypoxylon maeteangense is the source of this 973-nucleotide messenger RNA. RefSeq lists its product as uncharacterized. The record is from RefSeq and is a predicted model, not a curated record. The transcript is spliced from 2 exons. Lineage: Eukaryota; Fungi; Ascomycota; Sordariomycetes; Xylariales; Hypoxylaceae. The coding region runs from base 318 to 719 and encodes 133 amino acids.
CCUGCAACGGCGCACUCGUGCUACCGACGCUUGACAGUUAGGCGGUUCUAUAGUGACGUAGGGGAAGCGAGGGCGCACUACUAAUGCAAGAUACAGGCGGUACGGCCAUCUACAUGACACCUGAAGAGCUAAUCGAUACUGCCGGGUAAUUUAUAUAAGACAUCGGUCAACACACAUUCUUCCUUCUCGGAAACCGCGAGACAUCGAAACGGCUGCAUAUCCUCUCUGGGUGUUUUUGUUGCAGAUAUACUAAAUUAACGCGCUUGUAUUCGUCAUACAGGUACGAGAGAAUAGGUACUUCGGUUCGGACCGGGAAAAUGGGAAUGCUGGGCCGUUUACUCCUGACCGUCGACGCCGCUGGCUUGGCUAUCGGGUCCGUUGUUGCUGAUUGCUUCAACGAGACGCAUAUGUUUAACCCGCGAUGGCGUCCACAUGCUAAAUUCCACAACGCCCAAACCGUCGCCCUAGCAGUCAUCCUCGCCUUCCUCACGCUCUACUACACCUGGCGGCCCGCCAAAACACGCGAACUCCGCCGCGAGUUCGUCUUCGCGAGCGCGGUUGCGGGGUCGAUUUACUGGAUCGCGGGGUUGCUCGCUAUCUUGCCGCCUGGGACGAUGGGCGUCGACCCCGAGUUUGGUGGGCCCGGGUUCCCGCAGGCGAAGGUGUUCGUGGGGUUUAUGGGUGCUGGGUUGCUGGGGGCUUGGUUGGAGUGGCGGUAGGGGGGUUUGGAUUCUGGGAAGGGGAUGAGGGUGAUGGUAGGGGUGAGGGGAGGAUGGUAUGGUGGUGAUGGUUUUUGGUGGGUUUGGUGUUCAGGGAGUGCGCCGAUGCUGAUGUAUAAUACGGUUUUGAGAAUAGGGGAUGGGGUGUCGAGACAUGAUUGCGUGGGCUGUUGCAAGCUGUGAGACUAUGAUAGGUAUGGAAAAUCUCAACUAUACCUAGUACAUAACGUGCGUGAAAUAUUAUAAGUUAAUAG